Molecule: messenger RNA, 2301 nt
Organism: Aspergillus puulaauensis
Lineage: Eukaryota; Fungi; Ascomycota; Eurotiomycetes; Eurotiales; Aspergillaceae
Exons: 9
Coding region: 1-2301 (766 amino acids)
Biological process (GO): DNA-templated transcription; positive regulation of transcription by RNA polymerase II
Cellular component (GO): nucleus
Molecular function (GO): sequence-specific DNA binding; DNA-binding transcription factor activity, RNA polymerase II-specific; zinc ion binding
Source: RefSeq, a predicted model, not a curated record
AUGGCAGCACAGGCGCAGGCUGAACCGUAUAAGCCAAAACGGACUUCGAACGCGUGCAUCGCUUGCCGGCAGAGCAAGAUAAAAUGUUCCGGCGCUGAUCCAUGUGCCAACUGCCAGCGGCGCGGUAUUGCAUGCAAUUAUACAGAUGCCAAUAAGGUUAUGGUUGAUGAGAGAUAUCUUCAGAAAUUGAUCGAGCAGGCGAAAGGGCAUCAAACUCCACAGCAGCGACAGGAGGCCUCACCGGGGUCCAAGCGAUCUGCUGAUGUCGCCUUUGGGUCUUCGGCCGAAGUGGAUACGACAUGUUCUGUGAGCACAGGGCCUCAGCAGGAGGAGCUACCUGCAUAUCACACCAUCAACCCGGAGCACAAUGUUUGGACCAACCCGUUCACUCUACCGUCGAGAACAGUUAAUGGUCUCUACAAAGGCAAAAGCGGCUGGAUAUGGCUGGCGCCAACAUCGCUAUGGUCCUUGACUACCCGGUUGUCUCUCAUGAUGGCGGAAAACCUACAUCUGGAGUCUCCAUACAAAGUCCCAAGCUCUUUAGAUAAAGAAGUCUACCCGUUACGUUGGCGACCAGCGCCGGUCGAGGAUCCUCCUGAUAUCAGCGGACUGCCUUCGAUCGAUGACGCGCUUUACCUUUUCAACACAGUUAAACAUCAUCUCGACCAGCACUAUCGAUUCUUCGAUGAAGAGUCAUUCACAGCUCGCUUACAGGAGUUCUAUUCCGGCAACUCCCUCCAAAAGGCCACCGAGAACCGCCUCUGGUUCGUACACUUUCUUCUAGUCCUUGCGUUCGGCAACGCAUUUCUCCUCCGAUCUCGAAAUACCAAGGAUCCCCCUGGGUCCAAAUUCUUCCUGCGCGCCAUGUCUCUCAUGCCCGAUUAUACGAAUCUCUGGACCGACGGGCUCCUAGCCGUUGAGGUCCUCGCUCUAACCGGACUGUACCUCUACUCCAUUGACCACCGGGAGUCAGCGCACGUAUAUGUUGGACAAGCCAUUCGAAUAGCCCAACUCGACGGCCUGCACACAGAACUGCCAGAGAACGAACUGGGCGCCGAUACUGUGGAUCGCUGCCGCAACCUCUGGUGGACGCUCUAUGUGAUGGACCGACAUGUUUCAUCCUCACUGGGUUUGCCGAUGACUACUCAAGAUAGCGACAUCACCACCGUACUGAAGCCUGCGAAUACAGGGUCAAGGCGGGACGCUACGCUAAGCCUGCACGUGAAAUUAUCAUACUUAUUUUCAUCUAUCUUGACAUCAAUCUACAAAAACGAAAAAACCGAGCUGGGAACGUUCCUAGAUAAAACAAGAACGAUUCUCCAGACCAUGACUGUCUACGCCCGGGAGAUCGAAGAAAUCGUUCACCCCAAGACCUCAAACUCGGUCGAGACGAUGCCGAAAGGCACGCGCUAUAUCACCCUUCUAUACCACCAAUGCGUCUUCGUCGCAACACGACCCCUCCUCCUAUCCGUCCUCAAAGAGCGUUUAGAAAGAUCCAACCACGGAAUAGAGGAGUGGCAGAGCUUCCUCGCCCCAACCAAAGCCCUAAUCUCGACGGGGAUAAAGUCGGCCCUUAAAACAUUACAGAUCCUAACUGACGAAAACAGUCUCCUGGAAGUCUUCCUCCCCUUUGAAAUGGAAGUAACCUACGGCGCCGCCCUACACCUAAUGAUAGCAAACACGCUCUUCCCACACUCUACCGAUAGCACGCCAGGCUACAGCUGGAGCCAGGAAGCACACUCGAUCCUAGACGAAAUGGUCUCGAAGGGGAACAUGCUCGCCGCAGCACGCAAGACCGAACUUUCGCAUCUGGAAAGCCUCUUCAAUGAGCUGGCGGCGAGGAUCGAGCGCGCCGGGCUGCAGGCUUUGACUCUCACCACUCCGGAGGGGUAUAUGAAUGGUGGGGCAGGGGCGGCUGAGAAUUUGAAUGUCAUGGGCGGUGCGGGGGUUAUACAUCCUGUUGAUGCGCAGGGUCAGAUCCAUAUCCACGGCCAUGGCCAUCCCCAUCCCCAGCAGCUCCAACAUCCACAUCCGCAUCCGCAUAUGCAUGACCCAACGGGAGUGCUCGAUCCGGAAUUAGGGAUGGAUACACACGCACACGCACACGCCCAUGCCCAUGGCCCAUAUAGCGACCUUCAAUCCUCCCCAUCAUCACCCCUGCCCCAUCUAGCGAACAGCGCCGAACUGCUCAGCGAGAUCGGGAUAUCGUCGUACGAGUUCCUGUCGAUUAUCGAGCAGAUUGGCGGGCCCGAGAACAGCAGUGUGUUGGAUCCGAGUCCGUCGUGGAAGGGGAGUGUAUGA